AUGGCAGCAGAGAAGGCUCGAUUCUAUUUGGAAAAGGCUGUGCCUGAGCUCAAGGAGUACGAACAAAAAGGCAUUUUCAACAAGGAUGAAAUUCGAUCAAUUGCUAAGAAGCGCUCCGACUUUGAGCACAAAGUCAACACUCCCGGAGUAACAGAAUCAGACUUUGUCCGUUACAUCGAAUAUGAAAUGAACUUGGAGGCCCUACGGAAGAAACGUACGAAAAGAUUCGGCAUCAAAGCCACACCACAACAUGCCGGACGCCGUGUUUUAUUUAUACUCGAUCGUGCCACGCGCAAAUUACCUGGAAGCUUGGGACUCUGGAUACAGUACAUCGAGUACUGCCGACGACAAAAGAUGUACCGAAGACUGUCCGAUGUCUUUUCCGAUGCGUUGCGACUCCAUCCUGCCAACGCUGAUUUGUGGGUUUAUGCUGCCAAAUACGCAAUGGAAGACCAUGCCGAUAUGACCCAGGCGCGAAGCUAUUUCCAGCGUGGUCUCCGAUUUUGUAAGAGCCAAAGGAAUAUCUGGGUUCAAUAUGGACGGUUGGAAUGCAUUUACAUUGCCAAGCUCUUCGCUCGUCGACGGAUAUUGGGACUGGAUGAAUCUGGGAAGAAUGCCGAGGUGGCUGGUACAGCAGCGGAUGAUGAUACAGAUAUGAUUGCUCUGCCGGCAAUCACCGAAGAGGACAUCAACCCUACGGGCAAGAAGGACGGCGAAAUAGACGAAGGAGCAUUGGAAACACUGAACUCGACACCAGCUUUGACCGGUGCUAUUCCAAUCGCGAUUUAUGAUGCAGCCAUGAAAGAGUCGGGCCACAACAUCAUUUUGUCCCACGAAUUCUUCAAUAUGGUAUUUGAAUUUGAGGAUCUUCCGUGCUUGCGCAAGAUCCUAGACCAUAUCGUGACGCAGCAAACCACGAAAUCGCCUCUCCAUUAUCGCACAGCUAUUUGCCAUAUCAAAGCACCGGUAGCAGGACUGAAGGUCACCUCGCCAGAGUUCCCACAAGCACUUGGCAUAUCUCUUAGCAACAUGAAGAAGUAUCAACUGGAUCCCAACCUAGCACAAGAACUGAUCAAGUGGCUCGAGCCAUUGUCGGAGAAAGAAGAGUUGGAUCCUGCACUCCACAAAGUGCUUGAAAUAACGUUGGCUCGCGCACGAAAGACUCCCAUCUAA
This is a messenger RNA of Talaromyces amestolkiae, 1173 nucleotides long. RefSeq lists its product as uncharacterized. Gene Ontology annotation, cellular component: Pwp2p-containing subcomplex of 90S preribosome; small-subunit processome. Gene Ontology annotation, molecular function: protein binding; snoRNA binding. Gene Ontology annotation, biological process: maturation of SSU-rRNA from tricistronic rRNA transcript (SSU-rRNA, 5.8S rRNA, LSU-rRNA). The transcript is spliced from 2 exons. Lineage: Eukaryota; Fungi; Ascomycota; Eurotiomycetes; Eurotiales; Trichocomaceae. The coding region runs from base 1 to 1173 and encodes 390 amino acids. The record is from RefSeq and is a predicted model, not a curated record.